Molecule: messenger RNA, 1330 nt
Organism: Esox lucius (northern pike)
Lineage: Eukaryota; Metazoa; Chordata; Actinopteri; Esociformes; Esocidae
Product: nuclear pore complex protein Nup58
Exons: 7
Coding region: 92-910 (272 amino acids)
Source: RefSeq, a predicted model, not a curated record
CCUCAUUUGAGUGGCCUACAUGUACUGUAGCUCCUGGCUGACACAACAUCUUGGACAUAGGAAAUAUUUAUUCUCAGGAUCCUAAGAAGACAUGGAGGAAAUGAAACAUCUAAUGAUUCUACUGAUGCUGGCAGGACUAUUGGGGACAGCAUCAGCCCAAAAUAUGUCAACAAUAGCCGCUCCUAAUGCAACUUUCGCAACUGGCGCAACUGCCGCUCCUGCCGCUACCGCCGCAACCGCCGCUCCUGCCGCAACCGCCGCUCCUGCCGCAACUGCCGCAACUGCCGCUCCUGCCGCUACUGCAGCUACUGCCGCUCCUGCAGCUGCUGCAGCUACCUCCGCUCCUGCCGCAACUGCCGUUACUGCCGCUCCUGCCGCAACAGUCACUCCUGCCGCAACAGCCACUAGUGCAGCAACUGCCACAAAUGCCACAACAGGCACUCCUGCCGCAACUGCCACUCCUACGUCAGCUGCAACAACCACACCAGCAACUAACCCUCCUAGUCAAGGGACCCUGAAUCUUCGGUUCAGUCUCAACCAGCUGUUCACCUCAGAUCUCUCCAACCCGUCUUCCUCAGCUUUCCAGACUCUGGCUGCCACAGUGGUCUCGCAGGUGAACCAAGUGUUCUCCAAAACCCCUGGCUUCAUCCGUUCUUUUGUCAACUCAUUCAAGAGUGGAUCUGUAGUCACUGACAUGACCCUGCUGUUUGCCAACAACACUGUGGUUCCCAGCACCACCAGCGUCCAGGCAACCUUCACCAACAGUAACACCUCUCUGAACAUUGUACCUGGCAGCAUCACCGUUUCAACAACAAGUUCUGGAAAUUCUCCCAGACAAAGUGUCUUCUCUCUGGCGACCUUUCCUGUCACUUUGGCACUGCUUAUGGUACAGCUGCUGGCCAAUUUAUAGGGUCACUGCUUAUGGUACAUCUAUGGAUAGCUAAUAGCCUACCAUUGUCAAUGGUACUGCUGCUGGCUAACCAACAGCCUGGCAAUGCUAAUGAAACAGAUGCUGGCUAGCUAAUAUCCUGGUAGAGUAAAUGUGAAUAUUUAAAGUAAUCUUAAUGAAGUGAUAGAAUUUUUUUUAAAACAAUAACAAAAUGUUGAGUGACAGUAUUUCGACAUUAGAAAACAUUUCCUGUGUCGAAGUGUGACAUCAAAAUGCUGUUGUAUCAUUUGUUUACCUUUUAUAUUGAGUUACUAUUAUCAUAAUUCACUCUUUCAUAAUCAUAUUUACAUUUAAAUUCACCAAGAUCUUUAUAAUAUUUACAAAUAUUUAUUUUGGGCAUGUCACUGAAAAUCAUAUCAAUAUAUCAAUGUUUUAAAACAC